Molecule: messenger RNA, 2487 nt
Organism: Coniophora puteana RWD-64-598 SS2
Lineage: Eukaryota; Fungi; Basidiomycota; Agaricomycetes; Boletales; Coniophoraceae
Exons: 4
Coding region: 190-2130 (646 amino acids)
Biological process (GO): protein ubiquitination
Cellular component (GO): cytoplasm
Molecular function (GO): ubiquitin protein ligase activity
Source: RefSeq, a predicted model, not a curated record
GUCGGUCUGGUGUGAGUUUUGACCCGCUCAAUUCCCUCUCCUUUGCUCCUUUCGUCUCACUUCCAUCAUCUCGUCUCGCUUGUUACAUUAGACAACAGCCAAUACUCGACCUGGAAUAGGACUCGCCGCCUUCAGGCUUCACCCUAUCUCGCUCGCACGGACACCCGCGCCUCUCAAGCCGCAACCACCAUGGCGAGAGUCAACACUCAAGACAACCCCGUCGUCCUCAACGUCACCCCUGCUGAUGACAACGCCGCUGUCCAUCCCAAAAAUGAUAAGAAACAGGACACACUCUUCGGCCCCAACAUCGGCGUCAUCACCAACACUCCCUCCUGGGCUCAACCCCUGGGAAAGAAGCAGCAAGUCGACAAUCUCUCUCCGGAAGUCAUAAAGGCUUGGAUCGCCAAGAGCAAACAGCCCUCCCAGCCGACCACGACGCUCCAGGCGCUCGUCAACCUCAAGCGCCCCUCCCUCCGCCUUGUGCCCCUCAACGUUGCCCCCAGCGAUGACCCGGACAGCGCCGAGCCUCACCACCACCAUCAUCACCACGGCUUGGAGUUUGAAUACGACUGCGACGCUCCUCAGUGUCGUGUGACCGUCCAUCUUGUCUUGCCGUCAAACCACCCUCUCGCCGGCCCUACUGAUAGCUCGGGCGUCUCACGCGUGCUGGUCUACGAGAACAUCUUCGAUGGCGGUUUCGACAAGGUGCUAAAAGUCGAUGAAGGUGCCAUGCUCGAGCUCGGCAAGUACGAGUUACGCCCUGAUGCAUCGCAUAGCAAGGCAAAGGACGACGGGUCCGCGAACAAUGAGGGCGACGCUGAGGCGUCAUCUGCCGCUGCCUCAAACUCUGCUCAGUCUGCUGGGAAUGGCGGUGCUACGAACAAUAGCAAUGGAAACGGCAACGGCAACGAUCGCAGGAGCCGUCGUUUCACAGCCUUCAACUUCCGCAAGCGGCACCAGAACCGCGCGGCGGUCAGCGGGCCCGCGCUGGCUGUCGUCGACGCCGAGGUCCAGCACAACGCCGGUGCCGGUGCCGAGGGCAGCGACAACGGCAGCGAGAAGCCUGACGAAGCAGCCAGCGGCGAGGAUAAGGAUUCGAUGAAGGACGGUGUAAGGAUCGCGAUUAAGCUUGCGGCGCUCGAUGGGGACGGGUUCGAGCUCCCGUCGGCCAAUGAGCAGAUGACGUAUUUGCAUGUCGUGCGCUUCGGCAGCACGCCCGCGCCGGGGGAGGAGGACCACCGGUCGUGGGUCGUCAAGGUCGUCAAGCGCGAAGCUACGAUUGGCCCGCAUACAUUCCACCUGCACGAGAUCUACGGUCUCUCCUCGCAAACGCACUCACACCCCUCUGCCGAGCCUUCCGCCCCCGCCCCCGCUCCCACUGCGGCAUUGCAGCAGCACACCUACCCGCCGACCGCGUCCCCCGCGGCCGCGGCAGCCGUGACCGAGGACGAGCCCUCGUCCGAGUGCCUGCUGUGCCUGAGCUCGCCGCGCGAGGUCAUCCUUCUUCCGUGCCGCCACCUCGUCGCGUGCAAGGAGUGCGCGAUCAACAUGGUCGAGUUCGGCGCAGGCGGGAACAUCGUGCACAGCGAGGAGCCGCCCACCGGGUCGCCCGCGCCGGGCGGAGGGGACGCGGGCGCCGCGGAGGCGGGGAUGGCUGGGGGCGCGAACGCACAGGGCGGCAAUGAGGGAGGAGAGGCAGGUAUGGGUGGUAGGCAUGUGGCGCCGACGAUUCCGCAGCCCAAUCCGAACCCGAACCCGCGGAGGAAGAGGAAGGCCAAGGGCUGGUUCUGUCCUGUCUGUCGGCAGCCGUACACAUCGCUCCUCCGCAUCUCGACAACGCCGACCGCGAAGGAGAUCAACGACGAAGACCCCCACCGCCCGUCGACGUCGUCGGAAGCUGGCGCUGCUCCGCCCGUGAUCGCCGCUGACCCAUUGCAGCAAGAUACCAACGAGACUCAGCAACAGCAGGGUGGGAUGUUCCGCGGUCUUUUACGCACGAUCGGCGGCGGCGGAGGGAGUAACAGCCCCACGCCUGCUGCAGAUCCCCUUGCGGCACCAUCGGGCGCAAACACGACGCUCCCGCCCGACCUCGAGCGCGGGCCUGAGCCUGCGGCUGCUCAAGCGAGCUAAACGCUUUGUUUUCGUCUGACCCAGCACUGGCAGCAGUACGCUUGCCUUGAGCACCUACGUAGACUCGAGAAUCCUUUUGUUUCUCUCUUGGCUUGACCUGGCUUCUUUUCUUGUGGACACUGUGCUACUUACUGUACCUAUACUCCCCACUUUCACGCCUACCCCACCUUGCUCUCUUAUGACCCCUCGUUCUCAUUCUCAUGGUCUCACUCGCGUCUACUUACUCUCUUCGUCCGUCUUUUGGUUUUCCUUAAUAUCACCGUUGUUGCUCUUGUCAGUUCAGGCCAGAUUAUCGAUUAGGUCUGUUGUAUCCCGGAUGCGCGCGCGCUGCGCCGCUUGUCAUACGACUGUGUACUC